AUGGAUCGUCUGAAGUUAGUCCUGCAGUACUUUCAGUCCAAUUCUGAGUCAAUUUCCAAUGGUAUCUGUAUUAUCCUGGCCCUGGUCAGUGUCAAGCUGUACACCAGCUUUGACUUUAACUGCCCAUGCCUUCCUCAGUACAACAAGCUGUACUCUCUAGGUGUGAUGAUUGUGCCCCCCAUCAUACUCUUUUUCCUGGGAGUCCUAGUCAACAGACAUACAGGAGUCAUGAUGGAGGAGUGGAUGAGACCCACUGGGAACAGAUCUAAAAAUCCUGCUGUGGUAAAGUACCUGUUCUCAGCCAUGAUACAGAGGGCCUUGCUGGCCCCCAUGGUGUGGAUCCUGGUCACUCUGCUGGAUGGAAAGAUCUUCAUCUGUGCCUUUAGUGUUAGUGUAGACCCUGCACUCUUCUCAG
This is a messenger RNA of Notothenia coriiceps (black rockcod), 415 nucleotides long. Its product is annotated as calcium homeostasis modulator protein 3-like. The record is from RefSeq and is a predicted model, not a curated record. The annotation marks the transcript as partial. Lineage: Eukaryota; Metazoa; Chordata; Actinopteri; Perciformes; Nototheniidae. Gene Ontology annotation, cellular component: plasma membrane. The transcript is spliced from 2 exons. Gene Ontology annotation, molecular function: monoatomic cation channel activity.